GCUGAGCCUUGGUAUUCUUAAGUGAAAGACUGGAAGAUGGGAGAAAUAUUCUUUUCCUUUGAAGAUGAUGUAAAAUUCUUUCCAGUUGGAAAGAUCUUUCUGUCACAGAACGUGAAGUCUCCUGUACUGGGAGAACCUCUCCUGCCAAGGCACUGUGGGAUUUUCCUCUCCCUUUGGUGGGCAGGCUCUAUGAAUAGCCAUUAUGCUACCUUUUCACCUGCUUCUUUGACAAAUCUGAACUUAAUUUAGUGUCAUAAUGCAGUGCUGCUCACUACGUUUCUUAGUUGUGCUGGAGCAGAGACCUCCAGUUACACAAUCCACACAGGAUUAAUCUCUGCAGAAUGGUGGGCUCACAAAUGCUUACUGGAGCCUGAUUUGUCACCCAGUAUAUAUGAUCCCAUGUCAGCUAGAGAACUGAUGAUAUCGUCAAGAUUACAAAUGGAGAGGCUUUGCUUCAUAGCUAAUGCUUGUCAGGCUGAACUGCUCGGGCCACGCACGGAGUGUUGGGGAGGAGAAAGAAUUGAGCCAAGAAAAAUGAAAAACAGAGGGAGCUGGAGACAGUGAUAUGUCUUGUGCAAACCGCCAAGCUUUUGUUGGUUGGGGAGAGGAGACGAGAGGCUGAUCAGUUUUUUUUUCUAAAAACUCCAAUCAGUUUUCAGUACACUGUGCUGCCAAGGGCUGCUGGUGUCUGCAGGGAGGUUGGCUUGGGGCAACACUGGGACUCCGAGGGUGGACAUGAGGAUCUGCAGUGUUCCAAAGAGCACUGUCUGCUUAUUCUGCUUGUUUGCCUCCCCCUCACUCCUGCCAGAAGCUCUCAGAGGAAUGAAGGAUGUGAGGGAAGGCUACCUCAGUUCCCCUGAUGUGCCUUCUUGCCAGCUCCCUUUGAGCUGCUGCACCUUCAUCUCAGUAAAUUUUGUCUUUAAAUUAUCUUCUGAAUGUUUAGGGCUCAACGUGCUCUCCCUAGAUGAGUGUUUCCAGAGGCUGUCCACAGAGGAUAUUUCAUAAAGUUAAUUGCAUGAAAGCUAAUGAGGGUGUGUGUAUUUUUAGUGCUGCCCAGUUGGGAAGCUGACAGGGCAUUCCCGCUUCACCUCAUUUGGCUUUGAACAGCAUGAAAACCUUUUCAUCUUAGUCAGUGACUCACCCUAAGGCCACACCAAAUCCUCUGGUGGAAAACCAAGGGAGUUACAUUGAGGGAAGCCCAGGGGAAGCUCUGUUUGGGACACAUCUUUUCCUUUUGGGAAAAGUCAAGCGAGCUUUUGGAGGAUGGGAUUUCCAGCACUGCUGUUGUCUGUGGGUAAGGGCAGGCAAGGAGAGGUGGGUGAAAUGGAGAGCUCCUGAGGCAUCUCCUCAGAGAUUCCCUCCUGCCUUCCCCUCUCUGCUGCUCAGGAGAGCUGGGCUGGUUGUGGUGGCAGUGAAUCAGCUCCUCUGCCUGUUUUUGAACUGUGAGAUUCCCUUCCUAACCCAGAUCCAUGCUCUGCUCUGCAGCACUCCUGAUUGUGGCAGCUGCUCCUGCAUUUUAUGCUGGAUUUGAGGCCAAACAAGCCCUGGACCCCUGCUCUGCCUACAUCAGCCUCAACGAGCCCUGGAGGAACACGGAUCACCACAUCAACGGCUCCCAGGGGCAGCCGACGUGCGACAGCCAGAUCGACGGGGAGUGGUACCGCUUCACGGGCAUGGCGGGCGACGCCAUGCCCACCUUCUGCAUCCCCGAGAACCACUGCGGCACCCACGCUCCCAUCUGGAUGAACGGCAGCCACCCGCGGGAGCAGGACGGCGUCGUCCAGCGCCAGGCCUGCGCCAGCUUCAACGGCAACUGCUGCCUCUGGAACACCACCAUCGACGUCAAGGCCUGCCCGGGCGGCUACUACGUGUACCACCUCUCCAAGCCCAGCGUGUGCUUCCACGCCUACUGCGGCCAUUUUUAUGACAUCUGUGAUGUGGUGGAUUGCCAGGGCCCCUGCCUGGACACCAGUGACUGCACCUGUUCCCCGGGGACAACACUAGGACCUGAUGGACAGACAUGCCUUGAUGAAAAUGAGUGUGAGCAGAACAACGGCGGCUGCAGCGAGUUCUGUGUGAACCUGAAGAACUCCUACCGCUGCGAGUGCGGGGUCGGGCGCACGCUGGGCAGCGAUGGCAGAACCUGUGAAGAAAUCGAAGGCUGUCACAACAACAACGGAGGCUGCAGCCAUACCUGUAUUGAAGUGGAAGACACCUACCAGUGUGAAUGUCCAAGGGGACUUGUUCUAUCAGAAGACAACCACACUUGCCAAGUUCCAGUGCUGUGCAAGUCGAGUUCUAUCGAGGUGAACAUCCCAAAGGACCUGGUUGGAGGCCUGGACCUUUCCCUCAUCAACACUUCGUGCAAAGGCGUCUCCAACGGCACUCACGUCAACAUCCAUUUCUCCCUGAAGUCCUGUGGUACUGUUGUAGAUGUAAUAGAUGACAAGAUCAUUGCCACCAACCUGGUGACUGGCCUGCCGAAGCAGACCCCGGGCAGCAAUGGGGACAUCAUCGUGCGCACCAGCAAGCUGCUGAUCCCGGUGACCUGCGAGUUCCCGCGCCGCUACACCAUCUCCGAGGCCUACGUGCCCAACCUCAAGAACUCGCCCCUGGAGAUCAUGAGCCGCAACCAGGGCAUCUUCCCUUUCACCCUGGAGAUCUUCAAAGACAAAGACUUUGAUGAACCCUACAGGGGGGCUCCUCCCACCCUCAGGCUUCGGGACUCGCUGUACUUUGGGAUUGAGCCCUUGGUGCACGUCAGUGGACUAGAGACACUUGUAGAGAGCUGCUUCGCCACUCCCACCUCCAAAAUUGAUGAGAUCCUCAAGUACUACCUGAUUCAAGAUGGCUGCGUGUCCGAUGACUCCGUGAAGCAGUACACGUCAAAGGACCAUCUUGCCAAGCAUUUCCAGGUUCCUGUGUUCAAGUUUGUGGGCAAAGACAACAGGGAGGUGUUCCUGCACUGCCGCAUCCUGGUGUGCGGGGCCCUGGACGAGACCUCCCGCUGCGCCCAGGGCUGCCGGAGACGUGCACGCAGGGCGGCCGAGGAGGAGGAGGAGAAGGGAUCUGUUCAUGUGGCAGAGGAGGAGAAGGGAUCUGUUCGUGUGGCAGAGGAGGAGAAGGGAUCUGUUCAUGUGGCAAACCACGUCCUGACAGGGGGCCCCAUCAGAAUCGACUUUGACGACUGACACCCACCCUCUGGAACAGCAUCUCCGCCUGAGACCGGCCUUCCUUAUCAGUGCCUUCCUUAUCAGUGCCUUCUGCCAUGGCUGUUUGAGAAACAAGAGGUAUUUGGCAAAGCCCCACUUGCACCUCAGGACUCAUUUCCCUAACCCUGUGAUGAUUAUUUGUGAGUGUUUUGGACACCCGGACUGCAGAAUGGUUUGGUUUUACCUGCAUUUCUUCCCAGCUGGGACCCUUUGGCUGGAGGGACCCUGUUGCUUUGCAGGCCUGAAGCGUUUCCCAGCUUUGUCUUUCCCUACAUCCACCUACAGGCUCCAGGACUGUUCGUCCUUGGCUAAACAAAUGUUAUCCAAGGCCUUCUUGCAUCAGACAGUACAAAUAGUAUCGUAGCUGAACAUGUUUGCUGUGCAGUUCUGUGAGCGAUGCUGAAGCUUCUGGGUGACUGUUAAUAAAAACAAGCAUAAAAUAUUCUAUCUCAUCAUUUGUUAAUUCCCUGGAGCUGUACAAUUGUCAUUACAGGCAGCGAAAGCUCAGCUCUAUCACAGGCACAUUUAAAUGUUAUUUUAAAGAGUGAAAGGUAUUUAAUAAGAUUUGAUUUUUUAGUGUCUUUUGAUAAUUGCAUGCAGUUUAAUAGUGUUUCCGCCUAUAUUUAGUGUAUCAUUAUUUUUCUCCCUCUUCUCCCACCACCAAAAAUGCCUUUGCUAAGUGCUCUGGCACCUUGAUUGUAAGAGAAGCACCAUUAAACAUCUCUGAACACCCCC
Molecule: messenger RNA, 3947 nt
Organism: Corapipo altera (White-ruffed manakin)
Lineage: Eukaryota; Metazoa; Chordata; Aves; Passeriformes; Pipridae
Gene: OIT3
Product: oncoprotein induced transcript 3
Exons: 9
Coding region: 1470-3191 (573 amino acids)
Molecular function (GO): calcium ion binding
Source: RefSeq, a predicted model, not a curated record